AUGAUGGAAAGUGAAAUGGAAAAAGGAAGACCAUAUCAGGAGAAACCAAGAACUUUUUCAACUGUACGAAGUAAAUCAUCUAUACCGCUGGUCUUCCGUGUGUUGAUGAAGAUAAAUCCUCGUGCCCUGAUAGUUCUCCUUCUGCUGGUUGUCUGUGGUGUGUUCUACUUAGGAGCCAGUACAUCACCAAUUAUAGUCUUCGUGUUCUGUAUAUGCACUCUCAGUUUAUUCUUCUCUCUCUACCUCACAAAGUGGGUUCUUGCCAAGGAUGAAGGACCUCCAGAGAUGUCUGAGAUAUCUGAUGCCAUAAGGGAUGGUGCUGAAGGAUUUUUUAGGACACAGUAUGGGGCUAUUUCUAAAAUGGCUUGCAUCCUGGCACUUGUUAUCCUUUUCAUUUAUCUCUUCCGCACUACCACCCCGCAGCAGGAGGCAUCAGGCCUAGGAAGGACAACAUCUGCAUAUAUUACAGUUAUUGCCUUUCUCCUUGGAGCUGUGUGUUCUGGACUAGCUGGAUAUGUUGGGAUGUGGGUCUCCGUACGUGCAAAUGUUAGAGUUUCAAGUGCUGCUCGACGGUCUGCAAGGGAAGCAUUGCAGAUUGCUGUCCGUGCAGGUGGUUUCUCGGCCAUCGUUGUUGUUGGCAUGGCUGUAUUUGGUGUGGCAUUACUCUAUGCAACAUUUUAUGUUUGGCUUGGAGUAGAUUCACCUGAUUCGAUGAAGGUUACAGACUUGCCUCUUCUCCUUGUGGGGUACGGUUUUGGUGCGUCGUUUGUUGCCCUCUUUGCUCAGCUGGGUGGUGGCAUAUACACCAAAGCAGCUGAUGUUGGAGCUGAUCUUGUUGGAAAGGUUGAGCAGGGAAUACCAGAAGAUGAUCCUCGUAAUCCUGCUGUCAUUGCUGACUUGGUUGGUGACAAUGUUGGAGAUUGUGCUGCCCGUGGUGCCGAUCUUUUUGAAAGCAUAGCAGCAGAAAUUAUCAGUGCAAUGAUACUUGGUGCAACAAUGGCACAGCGCUGCAAAAUUGAAGAUCCCUCUGGCUUUAUUCUGUUUCCUCUUGUUGUCCAUUCUUUUGACCUAGUGGUGUCAUCAGUUGGAAUUCUCUCAAUUAGGGGAACACGUGACUCUGGAUUAAUAUCCCCUAUUGAAGAUCCCAUGGCAAUUAUGCAGAAAGGCUAUUCUAUUACUAUACUGCUUGCUGUUCUUACCUUUGGAGGGUCUACUCGUUGGCUCCUGUACACUGAACAAGCACCUACUGCAUGGUUCAAUUUUGCCUUGUGUGGCUUGGUGGGCAUCAUCACAGCAUAUGCUUUUGUUUGGAUUUCCAAGUAUUAUACAGAUUAUAAGCAUGAGCCCGUCCGCCUUUUAGCUCUUUCAAGCUCCACAGGACAUGGAACUAAUAUUAUUGCUGGAGUAAGUUUGGGAAUGGAAUCAACAGCCUUGCCAGUUCUGGUGAUAUCUGUAGCCAUUAUAUCAGCAUUUUGGUUGGGACGUACCUGUGGCUUGGUAGAUGAGCUUGGCAAUCCAACUGGUGGUCUUUUUGGGACAGCUGUAGCUACAAUGGGAAUGCUAAGUACUGCAGCAUAUGUUCUCACAAUGGACAUGUUUGGUCCUAUAGCUGACAAUGCUGGUGGUAUUGUGGAGAUGAGUCAGCAGCCUGAAAGUGUUAGGGAAAUCACAGACAUUCUAGAUGCUGUGGGUAACACUACGAAAGCUACCACAAAGGGAUUUGCUAUAGGGUCAGCAGCACUGGCUUCCUUUCUCCUGUUCAGCGCAUAUAUGGAUGAAGUAGCUGCUUUUGCACAGUUGCCAUUCAAAGAGGUUGACAUAGCAAUUCCAGAGGUUUUUGUUGGUGGUUUACUAGGUUCGAUGCUUAUAUUCCUGUUUAGUGGAUGGGCUUGUUCAGCUGUUGGCAGAACUGCACAAGAAGUUGUUACUGAGGUCAGGAGACAAUUCAUCGAGAGGCCUGGAAUUAUGGACUACAAAGAGAAGCCUGAUUAUGGUCGUUGUGUUGCAAUUGUGGCCUCUGCAUCCUUGAGGGAAAUGAUAAAGCCAGGGGCUUUAGCAAUUUUGUCUCCCAUGGCCGUUGGCAUCAUCUUUCGGAUUUUGGGCCAUGCUACGGGGCAGCCUCUCCUUGGAGCUAAAGUCGUCGCCUCUAUGCUCAUGUUUGCCACUGUUACUGGUAUCCUCAUGGCGCUCUUCCUGAACACUUCGGGCGGUGCCUGGGAUAAUGCCAAGAAGUACAUCGAGACUGGUGCACUUGGUGGUAAAGGCAGUGAGGCUCACAAGGCUGCAAUUACUGGCGACACGGUUGGAGAUCCGUUCAAAGACACGGCAGGCCCUUCGAUCCAUGUUCUCAUCAAGAUGCUCGCCACGAUCACACUGGUCAUGGCUCCGAUCUUCUUGUAA
Messenger RNA from Triticum turgidum subsp. durum (durum wheat), 2400 nucleotides. NCBI's taxonomy places the organism in Eukaryota, Viridiplantae, Streptophyta, Magnoliopsida, Poales, Poaceae. The record is from the annotation of a GenBank genome assembly.